AUGCUAGAUCAAAACAUCAUAACUCCCUCAAACUCACCAUGGUCCUCUCCUAUUUGGGUCGUUCCCAAAAAAUUAGACGCAUCAGGGGAACGUAAAUGGCGUGUCGUGAUUGACUACCGUAAACUCAAUGACGUCACCAUCGGGGAAACAUACCCUAUUCCUCAAAUAACUGAAAUCCUUGACCAAUUGGGGAAAUGCCAAUACUUCACUACUCUGGAUCUUGCAUCAGGAUUCCAUCAAAUCCCUGUAUCAUCUGAAGAUGCACCUAAGACUGCCUUCUCAGUACCUCAAGGUCACUUCCAGUUCACUAGAAUGCCCUUUGGCCUUAAAAACGCUCCAGCUACCUUCCAAAAACUCAUGAAUACAUGCCUCUCUGGCCUCCAAGGCUCCCGCUGUUUCGUUUACCUCGACGACAUAGUUGUCUAUUCUCACGAUCUUAACUCUCAUAUACAAAAUCUUGCCUCUGUCUUCAGUAGAUUAAGAAACUAUAAUCUUAAGCUUCAACCCGACAAAUGUGAAUUCCUAUGUAAAGAAGUCGCUUAUCUGGGACAUCUCAUCAACAACGAUGGCGUAAAACCAAACCCAGAGAAAUUAAAAGCAAUCUCCGAAUUCCCUGUUCCCAAAUGUGCUAAAGACAUAAAAUCCUUCCUGGGACUGGUCUCUUACUAUAGACGGUUCAUUCCCGACUUCUCCAAAUUAGCCAAACCUCUUACCUCACUCCUUAAAAAGGAUACUCCUUUCUGCUGGAAAAAUGAACAGCAAUUAGCCUUCGAAGUACUUAAGAAAAAACUUACCACUUCACCAGUUCUGGCAUAUCCAGAUUUCUCAAAACCUUUUAUACUAACUUGCGACGCUUCUAGUUUCGCUAUUUCAGCAAUCCUAUCCCAGGGAAAAAUAGGAAAAGACCGUCCUAUAGCCUUCGCUUCCCGCACUUUAAACAAAGCAGAGUGCAAUUAUAGCGUGACUGAAAAAGAGUGUCUCGCUAUCGUUUUCGGAACCAAAGCAUUUCGUCCUUAUCUCAAUGGACGCACUUUUACCAUCGUCACGGACCAUAAGCCUCUACAAUGGCUGUUCAGUUGCAAAGACCCAGGAUCCAGACUAAUCCGUUGGCGACUCAAACUUGAAGAAUUCGACUAUAUCAUCGUCCAUAAAAAGGGUAAAAUUAACACCAACGCUGACGCUCUCUCCAGAUUUCCUGUUAAUCCCAUUCAACACCCAGAGUCCCAAGUGGAAAAUCAUUCCCCUCCUUCAUUCGACCAUAUCACACCCGAAGAAUUAGAAAGACAGCUCCCUUCUAUACCUAAUCCCGAUAGCAAUGAAACACCUUUAAUUGACCUCCUCGAAGAUCUCGAAAUUCCCCUAAAUAAUAGUCCUAUCCUACAGCCAACUAAUAACACUAAUCCUAAUCCUUCUAGUUCAGUAGAUCCUCAACCCUCUACAACCGAUCAAAUAUUUGACUUUGACGAUUUCAUUCUCCGAGACCUAGAUGCUUACGGUGACGAUCUCAAUAUUAACACUGAUUCACUUAAUCUGCCUACACCUCCACCUGAAAAUCUACCAAUUCCGCCAAACCAACUUCCAACUCCCUUCCGUCACUCGCCGAUACCUGAAACGUCACCUGUCCCGUCGAAUCAACCAAAUUUACUAUCUUCAACUGUUCCCACACCUGAACCAGAAAAUGAAAAAGUAAACGAGACGCAAAACAAUAACUAUUCCCAAUUCCUAAAAUCCAUCUCAAAUAAAGAAUUUAUACCAAACACCACCUUAAAAGAACACAACGAAAACCUGUUAAAAUCAUCCUUUAAAACAAUUAUAAUUCCUACCUCUAUUGACCUAGACGAAUCAAAUCCCUACAUCUCCGAAAUCCUAUCAAAUUUAGAAAACAAAGAGGAAAUUAUAAAAGCUGAAAAAGAAUUAUUUUCAUUCCAAAAGUUACAAUACUUAGAUAAAACAAUAUAUUUUAUAUUCACGAAGGUCCAUUACUUCGACGAAACACCCUAUCCUGCAAUAUAUGAAACACUGCAACGAAUAAAAAACAAAAUCCUUCAAACAAAUGACGUAACAGACAUCGCAAUAUCUGACUUCCGGAACCCUUUCGACAGACUUUCCCACUCCAAAAUCUAUAAUAUACUUACCUACAUAUUCAACAACUCUAAAAUCUCUAUCCAUAUUUAUCGUAAUCAAAUAAUAUACCCUACUCUAAGUGAAAGACCAAAAAUCCUUCGGGAUAACCACGAUAUCCCAAUAGCAGGACAUCUAGGUUCAACCCGGAUGUAUAAUAGGAUUCAGGACCAAUAUUAUUGGAAAGGAAUGAGAAGUGACAUAGAAGACUAUGUCAAGAAGUGCAAAGCCUGUCAAGAAAAUAAAGCUCUCAGGAAAAUAAACAAAGCCCCUAUGGAAAUCACUACUACAUCCACUGCUCCCUUUCAACGCGUAGCUCUAGAUAUCGUAGGACCUCUACCCGAAUCCGGAACCGCUAAACUCCGCUAUAUACUCACCUUACAAGACGACCUAACAAAGUACUCUGUAGCAUAUCCCAUACGUAGCACGACAGCCGAAGAAACCAGCGAUUGCCUCAUCCACUUCAUCUCCUUAUUUGGAAUACCCAAAUCAAUCCUAACAGACCAAGGGACAAAUUUCACAUCCGACCUCUUCAAAACUACAUGCCAAUUCCUAAAAAUCAAGCAGUUAUGGUCUUCACCCUAUCAUCCACAAACUCAAGGAGCACUAGAACGCAGCCAUUCCACUCUCAAAGAAUAUCUAAAAUCAUUCGUCAACACAAAUCAAAAUAAUUGGCCCACUUACGUCUACACCGCUAUACUUACAUACAAUACCACUCCACAUACCACUACAAAAUUCACUCCUUAUGAGCUAGUCUUUGGACAAAAACCCUACAUUCCCAAUUCUAUAUAUGAAAGAAGCUCCGGAAUAACCUAUUCCGACUAUAUUAAAAUGUUACAACACAAAAUCAAAUAUACACGAGAAAUGGCCGUAGAAAACAUUUUAAAAUCUAAAGAAUCCUCCAAAGCUUAUUAUGACUCUCACACCAGAACUCCUCCCCAAUAUAAAUCUGGCGAUUACGUUUACCUCAAAAACCAUUUAAGACAAGAAAAGGCACUCUCACCCGUCUGGAAAGGACCUUUUAAAAUAAUUCGUGUCCACAACAACCAUACGGCCACACUAUUAAUUAAUAGACGUCACGUAACUCAUCACUUCGACGAAUUCAAACCGGCUGAAAUGUCCGGAAUAAUUUAA
This is a messenger RNA of Parnassius mnemosyne (clouded apollo), 3255 nucleotides long. The record is from the annotation of a GenBank genome assembly. NCBI's taxonomy places the organism in Eukaryota, Metazoa, Arthropoda, Insecta, Lepidoptera, Papilionidae.